Messenger RNA from Fibroporia radiculosa, 1872 nucleotides. RefSeq lists its product as uncharacterized. Lineage: Eukaryota; Fungi; Basidiomycota; Agaricomycetes; Polyporales; Fibroporiaceae. Gene Ontology annotation, molecular function: protein binding. The record is from RefSeq and is a predicted model, not a curated record. Bases 1 to 1872 code for a protein of 623 amino acids. The transcript is spliced from 2 exons.
AUGUCGUGGACCUUCAUAGAUUGGUUUCGACACAUUCGUUUGGACAAUCUCGGCAGCUCACUGUCGACGCGCUUCAAGCGACUUGACGAAGUCGCGGACAUUCACAAGUUGGUCUCUGUGCGAGAAGAUAUGGUGCGCCUCGCUCCCGUCGACUAUCCUGCACAACCUCGAUAUUUGAAUGAUCUCGGCUACACAUUUAUGAUGCGCUUCAAGAAGCUGCACGACGUCGCGGACAUACACAAGUCGAUCUCCAUCCUGGAAGAUGCUGUACAGAUGACACCUGACAGCAAACCCGGAAAGAUCAUUUAUCUAAACAACCUCGGUGACUCAUUAUCGCUCCGCUUCAAGAAGUUGGACGAUGCUGCAGACCUUCACAGGUUGACCUCGGUGCGGGAAGAUUCAGUACGCCUCACUCCUGAUGGCGAUGUUGCCAAACACAUUCGUCUGGACAACUUCGGCGACGCACUGUCGAUGCGCUUCAAGCAGUUUGAUGAAGUCACGGACGUUAACAGGCUGGUUUCGGUGCGAGAAGAUACGGUGCGCCUCGUCGCUGACGACCAUCUUGCGCGACCUCGAUAUCUGAACAACCUUGGCUACGCAUUCAUGAUGCGCUUCAAGCGGCUGCAUAACAUCGCAGACAUACACAGGUCGGUUUCAGCUCUGGAGGAUGCUGUACAGAUGACACCCGACAGUAAACCUGGAAAGACCACGUACCUGAACAACCUCGGUGAUUCGUUGUCCCUCCGCCUCAAGGAGCUAGAUAAACUCGCGGACCUUCACAGGUUGAUAGCGGUGCGCGAAAAUGCAGUACACCUCAUUCCUGAUGACGAUGCAGCCAAACACGUUCGUUUAGACAACCUCAGCAGCUCGCUUUCGACACGCUUCAAGCGGCUUGAUGAAGUUGCAGACAUUCACAAAUUGGUGUCCGUGCGAGAAGAUAUGGUGCGCCUCGUGCCCGACGACCAUCCUGCACGAUCUCGAUAUUUGAACGAUCUUGGCUACACAUUUAUGAUGCGCUUCAAGAAGCUGCACGACGUCGCGGACAUACACAGGUCGAUUUCCAUCCUGGAAGAUGCCGUACAGAUGACACCUGACAGCAAACCCGGAAAGAUCACGUACCUAAAUAACCUCGGUGACUCGUUAUCGCUCCGCUUCAAGAAGCUGGCCGAUAUCGCGGACCUUCAUAGAUUAGUUUCGGUGCGAGAGGACUCUGUUCGCCUCACUCCUGAUGGCGAUGUUGCCAAACAUGUUCGUUUAGACAAUCUCAGCAGCUCGCUGUCCACACGCUUCAAGCAGCUCAAUAAAGUUGCAGAUAUUAACAGGCUGGUUUCGGUGCGAGAAGACAUGGUACGCUUCGCGCCCGCUGACCAUCCUGCACGAUCUCGAUAUUUGAAUGACCUCGGCUACGCGUUUAUGAUGCGCUUCAAGAAGCUGCGCGACAUCGUGGACAUACACAAGUCGAUUUCCCUACUGGAGAAUGCUGUACAGAUGAAAUCUGACAGCGAACCCGGAAAGAUCACUUAUCUGGAUAACCUCGGCGACUCACUAUUGCUCCGCUUCAGAAAAUUGGACGAUGUGGCGGACCUUCAUAGGUUGGUUUCGGUGCGAGAAGAAGAAGUACAUCUCACUCCUGAUCACGACCUUCGAAAACCUCGAUACUUGAACAAUCUCGGCUACGCGCUGUCGAUGCGCUUCAAGCGACUGAAUGACGCGGCGGAUAUUCGCAGGUCGGUUACCGUGCUACAGGACGCGGUACAGAUCACUCCGGACGGUGAUCCUGGGAAGGCUUCUCGUUUGAACAAUCUCAAUGAAUCGUUGUCGAUGCGCACUGAACGGCUGGGCGACGACCCUUCUCCUAAAUCAGUUUGUUGA